Molecule: messenger RNA, 408 nt
Organism: Paracoccidioides brasiliensis Pb18
Exons: 2
Coding region: 1-408 (135 amino acids)
Source: RefSeq, a predicted model, not a curated record
AUGGCUGUCUGGUCAAUAUCAACCCAUGAAGCCAUGAAGAUGUCAGCAGAACGGGACUUGCUCCAGGGUAUUAUUAUUGAUUUUAUUGCACUUAGUUACGUCGCUGAUGUUGUUGGUGCUGCUCAGGAAUUUUGCAAGGUAACGUCAGUUAUCGGGAUUCAGGAACAGCAGAGUUGGAAGCCGAGAAGAAAUGCGGUUCGCGCUCGCACCGACAGCCAAUCCGGAGUCAGAGGCCAACGUCACCAAAUACGAACAACAACCUGGGAGUCACACCAACUCACCAGCCCUAACAAGGUGCCACUGAAACCAAGCAACAAUCCUCCCUCUUCCCAGUAUUAUUACUUUCUCUUUGCCGGGCUUGCUCACCUACAGUGCCAUGACGUUUCCUGUUCUUGGGUGCCUCAUUAG